UGGCCACGUUGGUUGGGAGUAUAAAAACGCUCACUUGGCAACUUGAGCGAUGCAGUCCACGAUCGAACCCAUCCCGUUUGAAGCGGUCUAUCAUGCACCGUUUGUGAUGUUGCAUGAAGACGCGUUCCUUCUCGACCUCUUGGCGCUCGACGCGCACUCGUGCAACAUCAAGCUCGAGCACGUAUCCGACUUUGCCACCGACUAUACCGCCGCCACUCCCGUCUUCGCGCCGCAUGCCAUGUAUGUCGACGCAAUCGAGCUCGCGCUUGUCGACGGGGUCAAGAAGACGUGUUCAGUUGCCGACUGCCACCGCGUCGUCCGGUCUCGUGGCGUCUGCAAGCGUCACGGCGGUGGCAAGCGCUGCUCGUUUGCGGGCUGCGGCAAGGAGGCGCAGCACGGCGACUACUGCGUCGGCCACGGCGGUGGCAAGGCGUGCAAAAUUGACAACUGCGUCAACGCGGCGCAGUCCCACGGUCUCUGCAAAGCCCACGGCGGCGGCGCCCGCUGCAAAGUGUUUGGCUGCGACAAGAGCAGCCAAGGCGGUGGCCUCUGCCGCGCGCACGGUGGCGGCAAGCGCUGCAUCGAAGUCGGCUGCACCAAAGGCGCGCAGCGCGCCAACAAGUGCGCACGCCACGGUGGCUGCCGAACGUGCACGGUCGGCGACUGCAACCGCACCGACCGCGGUGGCGGCCUCUGCGAAAUUCACCGCAAAGAGCGCAUGUGCAAAGUCAGCGACUGCAAGCGCCUCGGCAAGAGCAUGGGCAUGUGCACACACCACAUCCGCGAGCUCCGCGCCACGUCCGCAAACUAGUUGAAGCGCGCCUAGAUAGAUAGACCAUUGUAACCAUCCCAUGUAUUUAGCCACAUUUGAACAACACCA
Molecule: messenger RNA, 880 nt
Organism: Saprolegnia diclina VS20
Lineage: Eukaryota; Oomycota; Saprolegniomycetes; Saprolegniales; Saprolegniaceae
Exons: 1
Coding region: 50-811 (253 amino acids)
Source: RefSeq, a predicted model, not a curated record